GAAUAAAAGCAUGACAUGACCUGAACUGAAUACUGAAUAAUGAAUACGACUCGAAUUUGAACCUAAAUGUCUAGAGUCUCCACUUCACAUCGACCGGCCACAAAAGAGAUCUUAUACAGCCCCAAUAUCAAGUCCUCAUGAUUCAUUUCUUUCUUACACUCUCCCUUCCUCCCCUUAAUUUACCAUUCAACAAAAGGACAUUCUCGCUUAUUUCUAUAACUACUUCUACCUGACUCUCCAUUCUUUUUGUUAAUCUUUAUCUAUUUGACUCCUUCAAUCCAGAACCCCAUAUUCUCAUAUGUUCUCAUCGCCAUCUCCAUCACUUCUUACAGCCAAUGCCAUUCUCUGCCAGGCUUGUGAAUAGACUAUUGUGCCAACAAUAAUAUAUGAUAUUAAUCCUAUCAUCUCCAUCUAAAGCCAAAGCAAAUGAUGAGCUCUACCCGAUUUAUCCGGCUGAAAAAUUCCCAUCUGACGAGUAUGACUCGAUGAUCAAAUCAAACCUACAAUUCUCCAUAUCUGUUCCUUUUUCCUUAAUCCAUCAUCUGCCCACCUUCCACCAUUCUUCAACUGAAGAUUCAACAAUCUCAUUUGUUUUCACAAUAUCUACAUUCUCAAUUUUCUAUAAUUCUUCUUCUACCCAUUCACACGCUGUACGAAAAAAGACCAACACGCUCAAAAGAUACACACACCCUUUUCAAAAUUAUACAUCAAAUUAAUUUAUCAAUAUUCAAAUCGAAAAUUGAUGAAAAAAAGUAAUCAGUUUAGUUUCUUUAAUUUUGAAUAGUUUAAAAGCCCGUUUUUUUUUUCAUACUGCGAGUGUCAUAAUCUUUGAUAGAUAUUCUCAUUCAUUCUUAUAAUCUCCUCCCUUACACCUCUCCCCUUCGCACCACUAUUUACCCUUACACAUUUUCGCUUACCCCCUCAUCAUUUCCACCUUUUUGAUUUCUUUCUUUCCUUCAAACUUAUCACUUACUCUUGUUCUUGUUCUCACGUACAUACCGAUUCAUCUCUUUAAUUCAUGACCAUCUCAACCCCGCCUCUUUAUACCCCCCGUUCCAUCCAUUCCUUCUAUGGAAGCGCAUACUGGCCAAAGAAUCCAAAGGAUUCCGUAGUCGAUCGGAGCCCCAAGAGUAUGAUAUAGAAGACGAGAUUGGCCUCCGCACGACAGGUGAAGCUUAGUCAACUCGCAAUAACUCUUUCACUAGACCAACAUCGUGGUAGAUUAGCGAAAUACUCCA
This is a messenger RNA of Botrytis cinerea B05.10, 1238 nucleotides long. RefSeq lists its product as hypothetical. The coding region runs from base 387 to 716 and encodes 109 amino acids. The transcript is spliced from 2 exons. The record is from RefSeq and is a predicted model, not a curated record. Lineage: Eukaryota; Fungi; Ascomycota; Leotiomycetes; Helotiales; Sclerotiniaceae.